This is a messenger RNA of Maudiozyma saulgeensis, 1908 nucleotides long. The record is from the annotation of a GenBank genome assembly. Lineage: Eukaryota; Fungi; Ascomycota; Saccharomycetes; Saccharomycetales; Saccharomycetaceae.
AUGGAUAUUCUAAACACACUAUUAGAUGUCGAAAAUAUUGAAGACGUCACUUUAGAUACUUCUCAAGAUAAACAGGACAUAUAUAAGUCAUUUAUUGAUAACACAAAUGAGUUUACAAAAAGUCAUCCAUCUUUGAACAAUGGGCAUACUCUGACAAAAGAUCUUACAGCUUUACAAAAUAAGGAAACACAAGUCAAUGAAUCAAUUGAAAAUGUUAUUCCCGAACUACAGGCAUAUUUGAAGAAUUUUAAUUCACAACUCUCUGAUUUCACUACCGAAUUAAGAUUUAUUAGACAUAAAUCUGCAGAAUUGAAGAAUCUAUUGGAUAAUAACUCUCGAAAACUUUCAAAAAUUAGCCCACUAGUAAAUGAUUUAAUAAUUCCUCCAAAAAUUAUAAAAUCUAUCAUACAUGAUAAAAUAACAUCAUCGUGGCAGGAUAAUAUAUUAUUUAUUAAGGAUAAGGAAGAAAUAUACGCCAAGUAUGAAAAGGAAAGGAGUAAUUCCGAAUCAAACCAUGAUAGUAAUUCUAGUGUGACUAUAUUACCAAAGGAUUUUGAUAACCUAUGUGAAUUAUUAGAAAUAUUGAAAAAUAUUAUUCUCGAGAGAUCUAAAAAAUUUAUAAUAUCAAGGAUUAAACUUCUCAGAAGUGGACGCCCCAUCCCGUCGCAACGUGUACAGCAACAAAUGCUACAUGUGAAACAGAUAUAUUCAUUUAUUAUUGAAAAUAACUAUUCAUUAGCAUUGGAAAUUCGUCAAGCGUACGCAUACACCAUGAAAUGGUAUUACAAAGAGUAUUUUGGUCGUUACAUUAGAUCUCUAACGAUUUUGCAAUUUAAGAAUAUUGACACUCAGUAUUCGUUAGGAAAUGUGUUGAUCAAUAGUAGCAACGCUAAUGGUGGAGGCAGUUAUGCAUCAACGCUUUUUAGUAACUAUCUUGGUUCAAAUUUUGCUACCACGGUUACAAAUGAUAUGAUAAACGAAUAUUUUCAAAUAUUAAAAAGGUUGACAAUUUUAACACAGGAGGACAAUACAGUGAUGGUCUCGCAAAUAGCAGAACAUAACAACAAUGUUAACUUUAUAGAGAUAGGUUUCAAAAAUUUAAAUUUGGGAAUUCUAGAUAAUUUCACUGUUGAAUUUAAUUUUAUGAAGAACUUUUUUCAAAUUUCAGAUAAUGUCGCAGAAAUACAUGGUCUAUUGGAACAAAUAUUUAAACCAACUUUUGAGAAGGCUUUAGUGUACACAGAAAAUGUAUUAAUUAACCAAUAUGUUUAUGAUAUAUUUGGUGUGCUGAUUAUCAUUAGGGUAGCAAAUCAACUGAUCAUUGAGAGUAGAAAGAGGUCUAUCGCAGCAAUCGAAGAUUACAUGGAGGAUCAAUUAAUGCUCUUGUGGCCAAAAUUUCAGCAGUUAAUUGACUGGCAAGUCGAGUCAUUGAAUACAGUUGAUGUUAGCCAACUUAUACUGAAGAAAGAAACGAUUUAUUCUUCGCCGAAUGAUUUGACAAUUAGUUUUGCUUAUUUUCUUAAAAGUUUAUUAAUACUCACAACAUCUGCAGUACCUGAAAAUGCCAAUUCCAGUCGUGAGAGUUUAGCCACCAUUGAAGGAGACGAAUCAGUUACAAAUAUAGAUACUAUUGAGCAAGGUGCAGACGAAACAUCAGAACCUUUGUACAACUCAAUAAUAAGAAUACGAAACGUAUUCGAGAUAAUUAUAACAAAGUUUAGCAAAACAUUAGAUUCUCCAGAGAAAUUUCUCUCGGUUAAUUAUAUGCAUCUUUACAAUAUGUUAGAACAACAGAAUUUAUUGUUAUCAGAAGCUAAUGAAAUUGGCCAGAUGGAAAAUGACAACCCUAUUCUCAAAGACACAGCAUUCCACUACAAGACAUUAGUAGAGGCCUUUAAUAAAACAUAA